Molecule: messenger RNA, 1545 nt
Organism: Linum tenue
Lineage: Eukaryota; Viridiplantae; Streptophyta; Magnoliopsida; Malpighiales; Linaceae
Source: the annotation of a GenBank genome assembly
AUGAUUCUUGUUGCUCUUCGAUACACCCUGCAGAUACUCUACCCGAGCCUACAACACUACAGAGUUUUCUCUUAUUACAGAAUCACCGGCGAAACUAAGAGGAGGCGCGUGGACAAGGCACUUAGGAUUCUGGACAUCGUAUCCACCGGAAGAGCUACCGUCGUUAGGGAUCGCCGAACCCAUCUGCGUCUCACUGAGGACUUUCUUCGAACGGAUUUGGAUCAAACCCAUGAGGAGGAACACCAAAUUCAUGGUUCCAGACCUCCAUCCAGCUCCGGAGAUGGUGAAAUCGAUGUAGUAGCGGAUAAAACUCCGGAGCCUUUUCCGGAGAACGAAGAAGGUUUGGGAGGAGGAGUCUUUGGUGCUGUCGUCCUGUCAAGCGCGGUGAGCUCAUGUGUGUCCAUCCGCGACCUUCGUGGCGGCAUUCGGUAUCAUUGCUUGGCAAUUACAACUGGGUUUCUCGCAAAUGCGUACGUGGGGAGCUCUUUGAUCACUCUGUACAGCAAGUGCGGGGAACUGGGUCAUGCACACAAGGUGUUCAACGAAAUGCCCGUGAGGAAUGUGGUGUCUUGGACGGCAAUUAUUUCUGGGUUUGCACAGGAGUGCCAUGUCAAUCUUUGCUUGGAGCUCUACUCCGAGAUGAUGAUGAAGUCAACACUCAGACCUAACGACUUCACACUCACUAGUCUAUUGAGUGCCUGCUCCGGCAUUGGAGCUCUUGGGCAGGGAAAAAGUGCUCAUUGUCAAGCCCUUCAAAUGGGUUUGGACUCGUAUCUCCACGUUGCCAACUCCCUCAUUUCCAUGUACAGCAAAUGCGGAAGCCUAGAAGAUGCACUUUUAGUCUUCGACAACAUGAGUAGCAAUAAUCGAGAUCUUGUGUCAUGGAACUCGAUGAUAGCUGGAUACGCUCAACACGGCCUGGCGGAAGAGGCAAUUGAGUUGUUUGAAGAAAUGAAGAGGAAUCAACAGCACCUGAAGCCAGAUGCCAUUACUUUCCUCGGUGUUCUAUCUUCUUGUCGCCACUCAGGUUUUGUGGAGAAUGGAAGAAUUUACUUCAAAUCAAUGGCAGAUGAACAUGGCGUGACGCCUGAGGUAGACCAUUACGCAUGCCUAGUUGACCUUCUUGGGCGUGCUGGGUUGCUGGAAGAGGCUCAAGGAGUCAUCGAGGGAAUGCCGAUGGAUCCAAAUGCAGUCAUAUGGGGCUCGCUUCUUUCUUCUUGUCGGCUUCAUGGGAGUGUUUGGCCAGGGAUACAAGCUGCAGAGCAAAAACUGUUGAUGGAACCCGAGUGUGGCGCAACACACUUGCAGCUUGCAAAGUUGUAUGCUGGCGAGAGGUGUUGGGGUGAGACUGCAAGGGUGAGGAAGUUGAUGAAAGAUAGAGGGCUUAAGACGAAUCCCGGGUGUAGUUGGGUUGAGAUCAAGAACGAGGUGAGUAGAUUUAGAGCAGAAGAUGGAUCAAACAACAGAAGAUUUGGUGAAGUUGUUGAUGUUUUGGAUUCUCUGGCAGACCAUAUGAGAACACUAAGUUUUGUGCCUGAAAUAUAA